GUGUGAUCGUGCCCGUGCAUUGAGCGGAUAAUUGAAACGUUUUAUGAAAUCGGUGGUACAUUUCAGCUAUUGCCGUGUGCUACUUCAAUUCAAGUCGUGCGACUCACGUUUCGCCCGCGCCAGUGCCGCUUUGGAGGCGACAGUCCAGUGGUCGUGGUGCAAAGCAUUCAAAUUUACUAAAGUUGCGCUCCGCGUUAUCGAUAUAAUAAUAACGUCGCUGUGUCUGCGUGUGUGUGUGACAUUUUCGAGAUUCCGAACUUUUGAAAUCAUCAUUCGACAAUGCACUUCAGUUGUUUCGUUGUCACUUUGGCGCUAUCAGUCUCGUGUGGUGCGCGUGCAAACACAGAUGUCAGACUGCAUUUGCUUCCACAAGACAAAAACGACAGCAGUCACUCUGAGACUUCAACCACUCUAGUCCACUGUGAGAUCCCCAAUGAGGAGAAAUUCGGCAUUUGCGUGCAGGUGGGCAGUUGUUCUGCCUAUUUACAGGCGCGCAACGUGACUAACAUAUCCGCGGAGAAAGUGAACUUCCUGAAAAAGGUGCAGUACUCGUGCAAAGAUAUCGACGGUGACGUGCUUGAGCCUAUGGUUUGCUGCCCUGCAAACGGACAGGAUUACUUAUACCCCUCGUUGAAGUUUUCGAAAUUCGAGUAUCGCCGCUUUCAAAAUGUCACAGCGCAAUUCAAACGUAAGAAAUUAAAACGGCGCAUACAGACGGUGGAGCCGGCGCAGAGAUUCAGUUUACGCAACGAAUGUGGCAAGCAGGUGACGAAUCGCAUUUAUGGCGGCGAAAUCGCCGAGCUGGAUGAGUUCCCUUGGCUGGCGCUCCUGGUGUACCAGUCAAAUGAUUUUGGCUGCAGUGGAGCGUUGAUAGAUGAUCGUCACGUUCUGACGGCGGCACAUUGUGUGCGGGGCGACGGUGUGCGCGAAAAACGAGGAUUGAAAUUCAUUCGCUUAGGAGAAUUUAACGUCAAAACCGAACCAGACUGCAUCGAGGAGCAGGAUUACCUCAACUGCGCGGACGCUGCAUUGGAUAUUGGCAUUGAUGAAAUAUUCGUGCAUCCCGAAUAUAAUGAGAAUUCCUUCAGCAAAUUCAAUGACAUCGCCAUAGUACGACUGAGACGGGCAGUGUCCUUUACCCACUUCAUAAUGCCCAUUUGCCUGCCAAGUGAAACUGAUGAAAGUCCUUUUAAGGAUGGUGAAAUGUUUUCUGUGUCCGGUUGGGGACGCACUGAUUUAUUCAACAAGUACUUCCGCAACAUUCACAGCCCUAUUAAGCUCAAGCUAAGAAUCCCUUAUGUGGAGCGUGAUAACUGUACCAGUAUCUUGUCCAUGUUUGGCAUCGAAUUGGGUCCGAAGCAGAUAUGUGCCGGUGGUGAAUUCGCUAAGGACACAUGUGCCGGCGACAGUGGGGCCCCACUCAUGUACUUCGAUCGUAAAUUCUCGCGUUGGAUUGUCUAUGGGGUCGUGAGCUUUGGAUUCACGCGUUGUGGAAUGGCUGGCCACCCGGCCGUAUAUACAGAUGUCUCCACAUACCUCGAUUGGAUUCACAGCAUAGUGACUGCGAAAUGAAGUAUUUGUUAGUAAAAAAAAAAACAAAAACAAACUAGGAAAUUAUAAUUGUACUUAUCGAACUCAAUUCACAUUCGUACGUUGCUUUCGAAUAGAAAUUUAUUUAUUGCUAUUCUAGAUUUGAUAAAGAAGUGAUGUUAUUCAGGUGGAAAGAAACGAAAAAAAUAUAUUUCUAUGGAAUU
Molecule: messenger RNA, 1754 nt
Organism: Anastrepha obliqua
Lineage: Eukaryota; Metazoa; Arthropoda; Insecta; Diptera; Tephritidae
Product: CLIP domain-containing serine protease B8
Exons: 4
Coding region: 280-1572 (430 amino acids)
Biological process (GO): proteolysis
Molecular function (GO): serine-type endopeptidase activity
Source: RefSeq, a predicted model, not a curated record